Molecule: messenger RNA, 1394 nt
Organism: Ostrea edulis (European flat oyster)
Lineage: Eukaryota; Metazoa; Mollusca; Bivalvia; Ostreida; Ostreidae
Product: threonylcarbamoyl-AMP synthase-like
Exons: 5
Coding region: 107-826 (239 amino acids)
Biological process (GO): regulation of translational fidelity
Cellular component (GO): cytoplasm
Molecular function (GO): tRNA binding; double-stranded RNA binding; nucleotidyltransferase activity
Source: RefSeq, a predicted model, not a curated record
AGCUUGGUUAAACACAUUACUGACGUCGAUCAAGAUGUCUGCGCCCAUAUGAUGCAACAACGUGAAACCACACUUUUGAAUAGAUAUACCCUGAACAUGACAACAAAUGAUUCAAUUGUUGAGUAGUUUAUGUAGGCAAAAUAUACAUAUUGCAGGGAAUACAAUGGCUCGGGUUGUUGAUAUUUUCUCAAUUGAGUUUGGACAACUUGUGGCCAUGGCAACAGAGAGUCUGAAGUCUGGUAAAGUGAUCAGCGUGCCGACAGACACUAUUUAUGGGAUUGCUGCCCUUGUUCAGAACAGCGAAGCAGUGGAUCGAAUGUACAACAUAAAAAACAGGAACUUCAGUAAACCAUUAGCCAUCAGCGUGGCUGAAAUAAAUGAUAUCUAUAGGUGGGGAAAGGUAACCGUGAGCAGCGAGUUACUGUCUGAACUACUUCCCGGACCAGUGACGGUGGUGUUCAAUAGGACCGAGGACUUAAACCCAGAGCUCAAUCCUGGAACUUCACUAGUCGGAAUCCGGAUUCCAGACCACAAGUUUGUGCGGGAGAUUUCAAGGUCAUGUCAAGGUCCUAUAGCCUUAACAAGUGCAAAUGUCAGCUCCACUCAAAGCACGCUCAAUGUUCAGGAAUUUAAAAAUUUGUGGCCCCAGUUGGAUAUUGUGUUUGAUGGUGGAGAACUGGGUGAUACAUUCCAUUCCAGGGCAGGAUCCACAGUGGUGGAUUUAUCAGUCCAGGGCACGUAUAAAAUCAUCAGGGAAGGGAGUGCAAUAAAGUCCACUCUGGCAGCACUGCAUUCUCAUCAUCUUCAGGACAGAGACAAAAGGUAGCAGGAUAGGUGUUUGCAACAAUGUUUAUACUUACAAGGGGAAAUCACUUACAGGGAAAAAAUCUCCUCUCUUGGAAGCAGUAAAUUGUGUGAUACAUGCUUGGAUACAAAGAGUCGCUUUGUAUCAUGUGACAUAAUAAUGGACGAAGAAAGAGGAAAUAUAGUAUGUUCUUUGUGAUAGUUUGAUUUUGAAUGGAAAUCUUUGAAAAAGAUAAAAACAAAAUUCUGCCAACUUUGCAAAGUAAUUGACAUGAUUUGGGAUGAAACUAAGGUACUUGUUUAUUGAUACUGUAAGUACAGGGUUGAACACUUUUGGUACACUGCCCCACAGUAGAUAUGGUACAUGUUUGUGGUAUUUUAUGUUAUACAUGUUUAUUCUACAUUUUAUUUGUUAUACUGAUAUUCUCCGUGCACGCUGAUGCCAAUAUUAUUCAUUUUAUUGAAAUGUAACUCUGCACAUCUUUUGAUUUUUAUAUUCAUAUGAAUCUUUAAAUAUGAAUUUAUUUUAUUUUUACUUUUAAUAUACAAUAUUUAAUUUCACAUGUAAUUUUAAUAAAUCUAAUAUUUCG